GAGUGCGCUCUUCUGUUUAUUUUGAUUGUGGAGAAAACAACGACAGUGGGGAAAGAGAACAACAAAAACAUUUCCCGCUUUCAGUUCGCCAGCGAACGCAGAACGUGCCAGACCCAAAAGUUCAAUUUCGAGAGCGGAUAUCCCGGGCAAACGGCAAACCGUCGACGGAAAUCCAUUUGGAAGUGAAUUCAAACUCAAAUCCAGCACCAAAAGUAAAUAAACAAAGGCGACUUAAUUCGUGUGCGGCAAAAGAAGUCAGAAGGUCCGCAAACAUGGGCUGUGCCACGACCAGCGUUAAGAUCACCUCCAUCGCUCUGAACGCCAUUUUAGGGUUUCUGGCUGCCGGGGCUAUAGGUUGGAUAGCCUACAAUGCGGACACGGAGACGGAAGAGUUCGUCAUAGCGGCCUACAUAGCCUGCUCGGUCAUUUUGCUGUUCGCUCUUCUGGGAAUCUACGCGGCCAUCCGGGAGUCGGUGGCGCUGACGGCGACAAGCGCCGUGUUCCUGCUGAUCCUGGCCAUCCCGCAGAUCGUGAGCACCUGCCUGUUCCUCCACCAGUACGAUGUGAAGAGCGGCCAGGAGGCGGUGGAGCUGGCGUGGCAGGCGAACAACAUGGACGCACUGCAGCAGAAGCACGAGUGCUGUGGCAAGAGCAGCUCGAACGACUACGUGCUCCUCAACCAGCUGAUCCCGCCCAGUUGCUACGCGGAUCUGCAGCAAACUCCCGACCAUCUCUAUUUGGAGGGGUGCAUCGAAAAGCUGCAGAGCUUCUACGAGAGCGACAAGCUGCGCUUCAUCAUUGUGUCCUGGGUCCUAGUGGCCUUUGAGCUAAUUUGCUUUGCCUUGGCAGUCUUUCUGGCAAUCAACUUUAGGAACAAGCAGCGACGCAUGGAGUUCUAGGCCAGUUGAAAUUUUAACUCAAAGCCCCAGUACAAACCGAAUCGGAAUCGGGGUAUUUCUCGCUUCGACAUUUCAUAACCAAAAACAAUGGGCAGUCAUAAUUUACUCACUCCUACCUUAAACCUACCUGUAAUUAAAGUACAUAUUUAUAGUUCAAUUACCCAUUAUAAGUAUCUUAAUAAAUGUGCGCGAUGUUUGUUUUCACAAGA
Drosophila ficusphila is the source of this 1108-nucleotide messenger RNA. Its product is annotated as protein late bloomer. Lineage: Eukaryota; Metazoa; Arthropoda; Insecta; Diptera; Drosophilidae. Gene Ontology annotation, cellular component: membrane. The transcript is spliced from 5 exons. Bases 273 to 899 code for a protein of 208 amino acids. The record is from RefSeq and is a predicted model, not a curated record.